Molecule: messenger RNA, 1395 nt
Organism: Fusarium odoratissimum NRRL 54006
Lineage: Eukaryota; Fungi; Ascomycota; Sordariomycetes; Hypocreales; Nectriaceae
Product: acetyltransferase
Exons: 8
Coding region: 1-1395 (464 amino acids)
Biological process (GO): protein transport; vesicle-mediated transport; small GTPase-mediated signal transduction
Cellular component (GO): cytoplasm
Molecular function (GO): Rab GDP-dissociation inhibitor activity
Source: RefSeq, a predicted model, not a curated record
AUGGAUGAGAUUGCUCCUGAAUACGACGUCAUCGUGCUGGGCACUGGAUUGACCGAGUGUAUUCUUUCUGGUGUUCUGAGUGUCAAGGGCAAGAAGGUCCUCCACAUCGACCGCAAUGAUCACUAUGGCGGCGAGGCAGCUUCCGUGAACCUCGAGACUCUCUUCAAGAAGUACGGAAACUUCCGCGAAGGCGAGGAGCCCUGGAAGCAAUAUGGUCGCCUCAACGACUGGAACAUCGACCUUGUCCCCAAGUUCCUCAUGUCCUCCGGCGAAUUGACCAACAUUCUCGUCUCUACCGAUGUCACACGAUAUCUCGAGUUCAAGCAAGUCGCUGGCAGCUACGUCCAGCAGGGUGCCUCCAACAAGGCUACCGUCGCCAAGGUGCCCUCUGAUGCCGCCGAGGCUCUGCGAUCUCCCCUCAUGGGUAUCUUCGAGAAGCGACGCAUGAAGUCCUUCAUUGAGUGGGUUGGCACUUUCGACCCCAAGGACCCCGCGACACACAAAGGCCUGGACAUCAACAAGUGCACCAUGAAGGAUGUCUAUGACAAGUUCGGCCUCGAGGCCACCACAAAGGACUUCAUUGGCCACGCCAUGGCUCUCUACCUCACCGACGACUACAUCACCACCCCCGGCCAGGCUCCCGAGGCCAUCCAGCGAAUCCGCCUGUACGGUAACUCUGUUGCUCGAUACGGAAAGUCUCCUUACAUCUACCCUCUCUACGGUCUUGGCGAGCUUCCCCAGGGUUUCGCCCGUCUGUCUGCCAUCUACGGCGGUACUUACAUGCUCAACACCAACAUCGACGAGAUCCAGUAUGAGGGCGACAAGGCUGUGGGCAUCGAGGCGACCAUGACUGGUGUUGAGGAGAUGAAGUUCAAGACCAAGGCCAAGAUGAUCCUCGGUGACCCUUCGUACUUCCCCAACAAGGCCAAGGUUAUCGGCCACGUCCUCCGAGCUAUUUGCAUUCUGAAGCACCCUCUCGCUGGUACCAACGACGCCGAUUCCGCCCAGCUCAUCAUUCCCCAGUCUCAAGUUGGCCGAAAGAACGACAUCUACAUUGCUUGCGUUUCUUCUGCUCACAACGUCUGCCCCAAGGGCUACUGGAUCGCUAUUGUCUCGACUAUUGCUGAGACAUCAGCUAACCACCACGUCGAGCUCCAAGCUGGUCUCGACCGCCUUGGCAAGAUUGAGGAGCAGUUCAUGGGUCCCCCUAUUCCCAUCUACGAGCCUCUUGAGGAUGGUACCAAGGACAACAUCUUCAUCUCCAAGAGCUACGAUGCCACCAGCCACUUCGAGACUACCACCGACGACGUCAAGGACAUCUACCGCCGCGCCACCGGCGAGGAGCUCAAGGUUGAGGGUUUGAGGGAAGGUAUCCAGGUUGCCGAGGAGCAGUAA